UAUUGAAUGAAGCAGCUCAUCUAUUGAUCGAUGAUCAUAUAUUGCAUUGGCAUGGUCUGCAAUAUAGCACCUAUAGACCGGAAGAUUCGCAGAAUCCCAGUAACCAUGAAGGUCAUGAUGAAUAAGAAGAUAUUGGCAGUAAUAACAGUGAGCCACCUAUGGUGGUGGGCUAGUUUUGUGGGUGCAGACCCGCAGAUCAAUCUUCUGAACCAGGGUUGCAGCCAGUACAACGCAACAAGCUCGUCAGACUUCUAUACCAAUCUCAACGCCACCUUCCUGGACCUCAAAGCGCAGCUCCUCAACGGCAGCAAACACUUUGCAACGGCACAGCAGGCCAAGGGCUCCGCCCCCGUCUACGCCAUGACGCAGUGUAGAAACUACCUCUCCUCCGCCGACUGUUUAUCUUGCUUUGCCGCCGCCGUCUCCCAAAUCCGCAACUGCUCUGCUUCCAAUGGUGCUCGCGUCGUCUACGACGGCUGCUUCCUCCGGUAUGAGAGCAGUGGCUUUUUUGAUCAGACUGUAGCUACCCUUCCGGGUAAUGUAGGACUCUGUGGGAAUAAAACUGGAUCACCAGCUACGGCCUUUACUGCAGCUGCUGAAGAACUGUUAAUGGAUCUCCAAAUCGCUACACCCAAGAUUAACGGUUUCUUUGCAGCAUCCAAAGAUGUAAUUAGUAGUAGUGCAAACACAACAGUCUAUGGUGUCGCACAAUGUGUCGAGACAACCGCCAAAACUGGUUGCCUAGAUUGUUUGAAGGUGGCAUACAACAAUUUACAAAGUUGCCUACCUAAUACAGAUGGUAGGGCAGUUGAUGCUGGUUGUUUCAUGAGGUACUCUGCUACUUCUUUCUUCUCAGAUAACCAGACUACUAAUAUCACACCGUUCUUGAAAAAUGGAGGAAGUUCAACAAAGAAGGCCAUCAUCAUUGGAGUGGUAGUUGGAGGCGCAGGUCUUAUUUUUCUCCUUUCUGGGAUUCUCAUCUGUAUCAGACUUUCAAGGAAGUCUCAAAAAAUUCGUAGAGGGGACAUAUUGGGAGCAACAGAGUUGCAAGGUCCAGUAGAUUAUAGGUAUAAGGAUUUGAAGUCUGCAACACAAAACUUUAGUGAUGAAAAUAAACUAGGGGAAGGUGGAUUUGGGGACGUCUACAAGGCAACUUUAAACAAUGGGAUAACAGUUGCAGUAAAGAAAUUAGCUAUACUUCAAUCAGACAGGGGCAUGGCUAGUUUUGAAAAUGAGGUCAAGCUUAUAAGUAAUGUACAUCACCGGAAUCUAAUUCGCCUUCUUGGAUGUUGUAGCAAAGGACCAGAGUUUCUUCUGAUAUUUGAAUAUAUGGCAAACAACAGUCUUGACAAAUACUUAUUUGGUCCGAAAAGAGGCUCUCUAAACUGGAAGCAACGACAUGAUAUAAUCAUCGGUACAGCUAGGGGUCUAGCCUACCUACACGAGGAAUUUCAUGUAUGUAUCAUUCAUAGAGAUAUAAAACCUAGCAACAUUCUUUUGGAUGAUGGAUUUCAGCCAAGAAUUGCAGACUUUGGAUUGGCAAGGCUUUUACCUGAGGAUCAAACUCAUCUUACUACAAGAUUUGCAGGAACAUUAGGAUACACAGCACCUGAAUAUGCAAUCCAUGGCCAAUUAUCUGAAAAGGUGGAUACUUAUAGCUAUGGAGUAGUAGUCCUAGAAAUCAUAAGCGGCCAAAAGGGCAGUGAAAUCAAAUCUGAUACUAUGGGGGAAUUUCUUCUCGAAAAGGCCUGGAAAUUAUAUGAGAAUGGCCAGCACUUGGAGUUGGUUGAUGAAACACUUGACUCAGAUGAAUAUGAAGCAGAAGAUGUUAAAAAGAUUAUUGAGAUUGCUCUAAUGUGCACUCAAGCAUCACCAGCUCUAAGGCCAACAAUGUCUGAAGUUGUUGUUUUACUCAAAACCACAGGUUCUGGGGACAAGAGGCCGCUUACUAGGCCUGUGUUUGUUGAUUCUGACCAUAAAAGAGUACGAGUAGACACAUCGACUUCUACUGGUUCCUCCUCAUCCAAUGCUACCGCAUCCUUCUCUCAAUUUUCAGGUCGCUAAUCUUGAGGGAUGUCAACAUAUGUAUAAUGGAAAGUCAAUCCUGCAUGUACAUAAAUAUGAGAAAUUCAAAUUAUGGAGCUUUGGAUUUACUAUUACCUCUUUUCAUAUUUAAAAAUAGCCUUCAACAACUUUGAUUGUUAGUAAAUUUGUAAUAACUCGAAUUUCCGAUUUCAU
Argentina anserina (silverweed cinquefoil) is the source of this 2238-nucleotide messenger RNA. Its product is annotated as cysteine-rich receptor-like protein kinase 3. The coding region runs from base 31 to 2064 and encodes 677 amino acids. Gene Ontology annotation, biological process: protein phosphorylation. The transcript is spliced from 9 exons. NCBI's taxonomy places the organism in Eukaryota, Viridiplantae, Streptophyta, Magnoliopsida, Rosales, Rosaceae. Gene Ontology annotation, molecular function: protein serine/threonine kinase activity; ATP binding. The record is from RefSeq and is a predicted model, not a curated record.